CACCCACCAGCUCUUGCCCACCACAGCGGCUCACUCCAGCUGAAAACUAAUCAACGGCGCACUCGCGGUCUUACCAGGAGCAUCGGUCUCCACGCACAUAUACGUGUCGUGUGUUUACGCGCGGAGGAUACAUGUCGCCGGAGGCGGGGACGAUGGUGUUCGGGAGGAUGGCGGCACCGUCCAUGGAGGCGGCGGAGCCUAAGACGCUCACCCUCGAGGAGCUCAACUACGCCAGGCAGGCGGCGCUACACGUGCUGAGAACCAUGACGGCGGAGGAGGCCAUCAGGAUCUUCACCGACGGGCUCAAGCCCGUGCUGGGGAGCUCCUCGACCUCCGCGACGACGGACUCGUCGUCGUCGGACGACGACGUCGACCUCGACUCGUCCGAGGAUUAUUCCACCCAGCGCGGCGGCCGGCACGGGCGACGGCGACCCGUCAAGAGAGACAUCGCCACCGCACCCUUCUAGGCAGCCAAGCUAGCUAGCUGAUUACUGUACUUGUUAAUUAAACUGCUAGCUUCAUCAGCUUUAGCUACCUAUUAGCGCGGCCAAAUUUUGGCGUCCUGGCCUAGAGAGGGGCUUCAAGAGACGUGAAAGCUAGCGCAUGUGUAAAUAAAUUCAGGAGCUAGCAUUGUGGCAUUAGAGCUUAAUCUGGCUCAGAAAAUUUCAAGACUUCUUCCGUUUGACGCGCCA
Messenger RNA from Lolium perenne, 692 nucleotides. RefSeq lists its product as uncharacterized. NCBI's taxonomy places the organism in Eukaryota, Viridiplantae, Streptophyta, Magnoliopsida, Poales, Poaceae. The record is from RefSeq and is a predicted model, not a curated record.